Messenger RNA from Pyrus x bretschneideri (Chinese white pear), 3471 nucleotides. RefSeq names its product pentatricopeptide repeat-containing protein At2g35030, mitochondrial. The record is from RefSeq and is a predicted model, not a curated record. NCBI's taxonomy places the organism in Eukaryota, Viridiplantae, Streptophyta, Magnoliopsida, Rosales, Rosaceae. The transcript has 4 exons. Gene Ontology annotation, molecular function: RNA binding; protein binding. Gene Ontology annotation, biological process: RNA modification. Bases 552 to 2495 code for a protein of 647 amino acids.
UACUCAUCCCAUAUUUCCAUCCGUAUGUUUUACAACCGGAUCUUUUUGACCCACCCACCAGAAAAUCUAUAACCCGUUACCGAGACGGCGAGACCGAGAGUGAGCUUUGAAUCUCUCUGCCGCGCCUUCACUACCCAAAAUCUCCAGUCUCCUCUCUCUCUCUCUCUCUCACACUCCCCACCAGAAUUAGCGGUCACCAUGUCCUCUCUGCUGCUGGCUUUAGAAUUUGGAUGGGUUGCUGUCAUUGCAUAAUACUUGCACAAAUGCAAAAUUUGGAUGUUACAACAGCUCCAGGGCUUUGAAAUCUCCAGCAUUACAGUAGGUAUACUUCGAAGCUGCAAACAACAGUACGGUUGGGGUUAUUUUUCCGGUGGAUUAUAGAAACUCUGUGGAACUUAGGAGGACUAUUAACAGCAGGUAGAAUGAAACCUCUACUUCUUAUAACCACGUGUUCAGAUCUGAUCGCUUCCCAAGCUGAUGACUACUGGCGAACAUGAGAAUUGAGACAAGAAGUGUUUUGUUUGAUUCUUGUGAGCCAAGGAGAGCUCCAAAUGUUUGCCCGGUUACAAGUGCCAAUUACCAUGAUACAUCUUAGCAACACAACUAGAUUACCUCUCUUGAGUUAUGCCCAGGCUAUCCUUCCCAUGCGAUGUAAUCUCAAAUGUCUAUACCAUUCCAUGAACUACAAUGUGACACCUAGAAUCACAUCCCCUGAGAGAGAUUUUAGUGCCAAUUUUAAUGUGGCACAAUCCAACUGGUUGAUUACCAAACUAAGCAGAGAUGGAAAGGUUGGAGAAGCACGUCAAGUGUUUGAUGAAAUGCCUGACAAAGAUGUGGUGACAUGGACGACAGUGAUCACAGGGUAUAUCAAGUGUGGGAUGGUUGAGGAGGCUAGGAGGCUGUUUGAUAGAGUGGAUGCUAAGAAGAAUGUGAUUACAUGGACUGCGUUGGUUAGUGGGUAUAUAAGGCUGAAACGAAUUAAGGAGGCAGAGAGGUUGUUUUAUGAGAUGCCGGAGAAGAAUGUGGUUUCUUGGAACACCAUGAUUGAUGGGUAUGCACGGGAUGGCCAGGUGGAUAGGGCUUUGGACUUGUUUAAGAGGAUGCCAGAGAGGAAUGUGGUUUCGUGGAAUACAGUUUUAACCGCUUUGGCACAGUGUGGCAGGAUUGAAGAGGCAAGGUCACUUUUCAAACUGAUGCCCGCAAGGGAUAUUAUUUCCUGGACAGCAAUGGUUGCGGGAUUUUCAAGAAAUGGCAUGAUUGAUGAAGCUCGAGAAUUUUUUGAGAGGAUGCCUAAAAGGAAUGUGGUGUCGUGGAAUGCAAUGAUUACGGGCUACACCCAGAGUUUGAGAUUGGAUGAGGCUCUUGAAUUGUUUGAGAGGAUGCCAGAGAGGGACAUACCUUCAUGGAAUACAAUGAUCACUGGUUUUAUUCAUAAUGGGGAUUUAAAGAGGGCAGAGGAGUUGUUUGUGAAAAUGCCAUGGAAGAACGUCAUCUCUUGGACUACAAUGAUCACAGGGUAUGUACAAGAUGGGGAAAAUGAAAAAGCAUUGAUGACUUUUUCAAACAUGCUGGCAGAUAAUGGAGUGAAACCUAAUCAGGGAACUUUUGUGAGUGUGUUAAGUGCUUGUAGUAACUUAGCUGGUUUUAGUGAGGGACAACAGAUACAUCAGAUGAUAACUAAAACAGUCCAUCAGGAAUGUGCAUUCUUGGUAUCCGCACUCAUAAACAUGUAUUCAAAAUGUGGGGAGUUAGUCACUGCUAGGAAGAUGUUUGAAGAUGGAUUGACCAUUCAUAGGGAUGUGAUCUCAUGGAAUGGUAUGAUCGCAGCCUAUGCACAUCAUGGAUGUGGCAUUGAGGCGAUUAACUUGUUUAAUGAAAUGCGGAAAUUAGGAUUCAAACCUGAUGAUGUUACCUUUGUGGGGCUGCUUUCUGCAUGCAGUCAUGCUGGUUUGGUGGAGGAGGGGAUAAAAUAUUUUAAUGAGCUUCUUACAGAUGGGUCAAUAGAAGUGAGGGAAGAUCAUUACACAUGCUUGGUUGAUCUCUGUGGUCGGGCAGGGAGGCUUAAGGAGGCUUUUGAUGUCCUUAAGAAGCUGGGAACUAAGCUAUCAGCAUCUGUUUGGGGGGCUCUUGCUGCUGGAUGCAAUGUUCAUGGUAACAUAGAUAUCGGGAAGCUGGCUGCCGAGAAGCUUUUAGGGGAGGGGCCAGAGAAUCCAGGCAGUUACUUGUUGUUGAGUAACAUAUAUGCUUCAUCUGGGAAAUGGAGAGAAGCUGCAAAGAUGAGAAUGAAAUUGAAAGAGAAGAGGUUGAAGAAGCAACCUGGGUGCAGUUGGAUAGAAGUUGGAAAUAAGGUGCAUGUGUUUGUGGUUGGCGAUGAGUCUCAUUGUCAAUCUAAAGUUAUAUAUUCUUUACUUAGCAAUCUUCAUGAAAGAAUGAAGAAGAUUGGGUAUGUCCCGUACAAUGACUUGAUAGUAGAUGAUUGUUUUUCAGUAACAUAAAUUAAUUUCUCAAUUAGCAGACAGUUCAAAAGAUACUAUUUGAAAAGUGAUGUGCAGAUUAGAUCAGAUUGACAGUAGAGGAAGAUUUGUUACUGUUGGGUACCCAACUUUUCUUGGGUCCAGGAGAUUGGCAUUGGACGAAUUGCAAAAUGCUUAUGGAUAAUGCACCAGAAGCAGUAUUUUUCUUUUUUCUUGGGCAGGAUAAAGCAUUCAAACUCAUCUUUGGCCAUCAGAUUGAUGGACUGGAUUAAAUGGAAUCAAACCCCCCUCAAAUAGCUUAUUGAUGGUUGGUUAAGUUGUUGAAGUUCAAUGGUUGGGACACAUUGUUUCAUCAGUGGCCCCAUAUAAUUAGAUUGUGCCCUCAUCUUUGAGCUUGCACCCUUCUACCCCUGCCGCCAAUCUCUAGCAGCAACCGGAGGUCAUCUCUGGCCAUCCCAAUACUGGCUGCAGCAAGACCAUCUCAUAUCCUCUCAUCUCCAGCUUUUAAAUGUGUGAUGAAGUGCAAUUUCUGAGUUCGCUUGUGCCUCUGAUUUCAUUUCGCUAGAGUCCCUUGAGGUACACAGAUUCGUGGAACAGAUGUCUGACAAGCUUGAUGCUCCACCUCCUGUGUUUGAAUCACCGAAAUACUUGACUCGCUGUAAGGAUUGUGAUAAGCUGUCUGGCUUGCUUGAGUCUCAACAAAUUCAGUGUACUGUUUUCCCUUGGUUAUGUGAGAACCAUGUUUUUCUCAGAAUGUCAGACACCGAAAUGACAAAAUAACUAGAAAUAAGUGAAGUCGAAUUCCCGUAGAGGGUUUGGAUUUUGUUGUUGUUAUUGACAUAUUUUUCAUUGAGGCGGUUUAAAGGGUUUCUGUGUCUCGUUAAUUGGUAUAUUCUACUUGCUGUCCUGUAUUUUGUUAUGGCGAUGAAUGUUUAUUCUUUUGUUCGAAAACAUUACGUAUGUCGUACUGGUUUGUUAAGUUAUGUAUUGUCAAUGA